Molecule: messenger RNA, 1081 nt
Organism: Agelaius phoeniceus (red-winged blackbird)
Lineage: Eukaryota; Metazoa; Chordata; Aves; Passeriformes; Icteridae
Source: RefSeq, a predicted model, not a curated record
CCCCCGCGGCCGUCAGGCCCCGGAAGCGCCAAAAAUUCCCCCCAAAAAUCCCAAAAAUCGCUAAAAAUCGCCCCAAAAAUUCGGGAAUUUCACCAAAAAUCCCCUCGGGGGGACCCCCCGGAGCGGCCAUGACGCUUUUUCACUUCGGGAAUUGCUUUGCGCUCGCGUAUUUCCCGUAUUUCAUCACCUACAAAUGCAGCGGCCUGUCCGAGUACAGCGCGUUCUGGCGCUGCGUCCAGGCUGGAGCCACCUACGUACUGGUGCAACUGGGAAAGAUGCUGUUCUUGGCCACUUUUUUCCCAACCUGGGAAGGACCCUCGGGAGGCUACGACCUGGUGGGGGAAUUUCUGCGGGCCACAGUUGAUGUUGCUGACCUUGGGGGGCUGCAGUUGGCGCUGGGCCGGGGCGGGGGCCGGGGCGAGCUCCGGAUCCUCGUGGCCGCUCUGGGCUGGGCCAGCGCCGAACUCCUCACGGCCAGGUGUGUCCCCCUCUGGGUGGGGGCGCGGGGGGUGGAGUUCGACUGGAGGCACCUCCAGAUGGGGCUGGACUCCAACAUCAGCCUGGUGCGCCACGUGGCCGCGGCCGCGCUCCUUUGGGCCUCGGGGCGCCACGACCUCCCCUCCCCCCUGCGGCUGCCCCUGGGGGGGCUCCUGGCGGCCGCCGCCUACGAGGGAUUCCUGAUCGGGUGGGCGGGGCAAGCGCUGGGCCUGGGCCCCUGGGGGGCGCUGGGGCUGCGGGCGCUGGGGGCGGCGGCGCUGGGGCUGGGGGCCAUGAGGCUGCUGGUGCCCCUGCUGCCGCCCCCCUGAGCCACCUGGGCACACCUGGGGGCACAAAAUGGGGAAAAACAGCGAAAAUUUGGGGAAAAAACGGUGAAAAUUUGGUGAAAAUCGGUGAAAAUUUGGUGAAAAUCGGUGAAAAUUUGAGGAAAAUCCGCAAAAAUUUGAGUGUUUGGGGACACCUGGGCACACCUUGGGGCCAUGAGGCUGCUGGUGCCCCUGCUGCCGCCCCCCUGAGCCACCUGGGCGCACCUGGGGGCACAAAAUGGGGAAAAACAGCGAAAAUUUGGGAAAAAAACGGCGAA